Messenger RNA from Nomia melanderi (Alkali bee), 6398 nucleotides. RefSeq names its product cell adhesion molecule Dscam2. Gene Ontology annotation, biological process: cell-cell adhesion. The record is from RefSeq and is a predicted model, not a curated record. NCBI's taxonomy places the organism in Eukaryota, Metazoa, Arthropoda, Insecta, Hymenoptera, Halictidae. Gene Ontology annotation, molecular function: protein binding.
GCGGCGAGUGCCCUCGAGAGACUUGGUCGGAAGCCGACGAUCGGGUCGCGACACGUCGUUCGAUCGAGAAAACACGUACGCCACCGGAAGGGUACACGGGACCCAGGUGCGAGUUAGUCGAGAUAACAGGGUGCUAGCCCUGCCGGGGGCUGGCGCGGCGACAGGCGUCUGUAAUACUGGUUGCAAAGGACCCGGACCGAUCCACCGGAGCCGCGCGAUGACUGGAGAACGACUGGACAGUGGACGGUGCGUGCCGUCGCGAUGGCGGCUCGGCGGCCCUACGCGCCACGUGACUACGGGAUUCGUACACCUGCGGAUCGCCGCUGCUGUGAGCUUGCUGAUCAUCGCGCACGGCGGCGACGCCUCGUACGAGAUGCAGGGCCCGAGUUUCGUGUCGGAGCCACCGUCCCGCGUCGAGUUCACGAACGUGAACGGCGGCCGCGUGGACUGCAUAGUCCGCGGGAACCCGGCGCCCACCGUCGACUGGCUGGCAGCGGAUGGCGGCAGCAUAACGAGCAUCCCCGGAAUCAGACACGUCCUUGGCAACGGGACCAUCCACUUCCCCGGGUUCGAGGCCGAGGUGUUCCGGCAGGACGUCCACUGGGCCAUUUAUAAGUGUUCCGCCGUGAACAGCGUCGGCGCCAUCGUUAGCAGAGACGUCACUGUCAGAGCAGUGGUGAACCAGCGUUACGAUCCGGAAGUGCAAUGUCCCGGCGGUUUCCUCGGCAACAACGUACUUAUGCGAUGCAACGUACCCAGUUUCGUUCGUGACCACGUCACCAUUACGUCUUGGCUGCAGGAGCCGUCGUUCAACAUCUACCCGUCGACGAUGGGAGAUGGCAAGUAUCACAUGCUAUCGAGCGGCGAGCUGAUGAUACUGAAUAUCACGCGGGAGGACGCGGAACAGAGUUAUCGGUGCAGGACGCAUCAUCGUCUGACGCAGGAAACGGUCGUCAGCAGCAGCUCCGGGAGGCUCCAAUUGACUGAGAUACGGAGCACGAUGCCGCCGAUGAUAAACGAGAAGGUGGUUUAUACGUCCGCGCGGCUGAAAGACACCAUUGUGAUACCGUGCGUCGCGUACGGCAAUCCAACCCCCACCAACAGGUGGUACUACAACCGGAACCAGAGGGAGGAGCCGAUCGAGGACUCGGCGGGCCACUACGUGGUGCGCGACGGUUCGCUGAUCAUACAAGGUGUCCAGGAAAACGACACCGGCUCGUACAUGUGCACCGCCAGUAAUUCGGAGGGCAGCGAGUCCAUGGAAGUGAGGUUAACGGUGUCCGCGCCAUUGAGCGUGCACGUUCAGCCGUCGAUUCAGACCGUCGAUCUCGGGAAGGCCGCUCAUUUGACGUGCAGCGCCAGUGGAUUUCCGCAGGCAGCGUUGUACUGGCUGAAGGACGGACAGCCGCUGAGGACAGGCGCUCGCGUGAGGGCGGUUACCAGGGAGCGCAUCUCCGUGAUGUCGGUGGCGCGCGAGGACCGCGGCAUGUACCAGUGCUUCGUGAGGAACGAGUACGAAAUGGCCCAAGGAAUCGCGGAAUUGCGGCUCGGCGAGAUCGCGCCGCAGCUGGUGUACAGGUUCAUCGAGCAGACGAUGCAGAUCGGGCCGUCGGUUUCCCUGAAAUGCAGCGCCGCGGGUAAUCCCACGCCGCAAAUUUCCUGGUUGCUGGAUGGAUUUCCGCUUCCGCAAAACGACAGGCUCCUGAUUGGCCAGUACGUGACUGUGUACGGGGACGUAAUAUCGCACGUUAACAUCUCGUCGGUGAAGUCGGAAGAUGGGGGCGAGUACGAGUGCAUCGCCAGCAGCCGGGCCGGCGAGGCGCGCCACUCGGCCAGGCUCAAUAUUUACGGCCCGCCAUACGUCAGACCCAUGACCACGGUUUCGGCGGUCGCUUGGAAACAGUUUCACAUCAAAUGCCCGGUCGCCGGGUAUCCCAUUGAAUCGAUCAUUUGGGAGAAAGACGGAGUGAGGCUGCCGACCAACAUGAGACAGAGAGUGGCGAACGGCAGUCUGUCCAUCGAUAACGUGCAAUCAGACGCGGAUCAGGGCACGUACACGUGCACCGCGAGGGACAAGCAUAACAUCACCUCCCAACGGUCGGUCGAAGUGCGGGUCCUAGUUCCACCGCGGAUCCCGCCGUUUUAUUUCGAGAACGGUGUCACGGAGGGGAUGAGGACACAGCUAAUGUGUUCCAUGAGCCAGGGUGACCGGCCGUUCAACGUCACGUGGUUGAUGGACAACAAACCGAUUCAGGUCAGGCCCGGUGACGGCGCGUCGUCGACGUCUUCGUCGGGCGGAUCCAACCCGGCCAUUGUCGAGACCGGGGACAACAUACAGAUAAGCUACUUUCCGCCGUUUUCCAGCAUCCUGACGAUAAAUAACGUCAGCGCUAGGCACAGCGGGAACUACACGUGCCAGAUCAGCAACGUCGCUGGCCUGGCCGAGUACUCGGCCAGCCUCUCCGUUGCUGUGCCGCCGCGGUGGACGGUGGAACCUAUCGACCAGAACGCCGUUGUAGGUCACGGCGUCUCCAUCGCCUGUCAGGCAGAAGGAUUCCCCGUUCCGACCGUGACUUGGAAGCAACCGAUUGGUGGCACGCCGGGCGACUACAGAGAGCUGGGAUACAGCGGCACGGAGGGCGUCGGUGUCGCGGAGAACGGGUCCUUGGUGAUCCCGAGGGUGUCCAGGGAGCAUUCCGGGUUCUAUCUGUGCCAGGCGAGCAACGGGAACGGCCCCGGCCUCAGCAAGCUCAUUCGGCUAACGGUCCACGCGGGCCCCCAGGUAUCGGUGAAAACCGAGCAGAAGUCGGUGCGCCGCGGCGAGAACGUGAGGCUGCGCUGCGAGGCCGAAGGGGACGCUCCUCUCGAUCUGAGCUGGCGUGCACGUGACAGCCGGAUCGAUCCCAACUACGACGUUAGAUACACGAUCGACAACCAGAAGAUCUCCGACAAGGUGAUCUCCGAGCUGCACAUCGUCCAGGUGAACAACAUCGACCGCGGUGAUUACGUGUGCAUCGCGACGAACGCGUACGGCCACGCGAGGGCGACGAUCCACCUGCUGGUGCAGGAGCCGCCGAAUUUCCCGCGGAAUCUGCACGUGGCCGAGCGAGGCAGCCGAUCGCUGUUGCUCGCUUGGUCCUCGCCUUCCAGCGAGCUGGACCCAGCGCACGCCAGCACGCCGAUCAUCAACUACAUCGUCCAGUACAAGGAAGCGCAAGACGUGUGGCAUGAGCACAACUCGCAGAAGAUGAUGGCCGGGAACAACACGGUCGCGCUGGUGUCGCCGCUAAAACCGGCGACCUCCUACGACUUUCGGGUGCUUGCGGAAAAUCACUUUGGAACAUCAGCGCCAAGCGACAUCCUUCAUGCCCAGACCGACGGCGAGAUACCCGGUGGACCGCCCAGACACGUCGCCGUGAAGCCCCUGGGACCGCAGCAAGUGAAGGUCACCUGGCAACCACCGGAUCGAUCCCUCUGGAACGGCGAACUUCUCGGAUACACCAUCAGCUACGCCAAUCUCGGGGGGAAUGAUCAAUCGGUGAACAUCACGAGAGUGGGAAUCACGGGAAACGGGGACGGCUCGUACGAUUACAGGCUAACCGGCCUCCGAAAGUACACCCAGUACAGCGUGGUGGUGAAGGCGUUCAAUAAUAAAGGCGACGGGCCUGGAUCCGACCCGGUUACCGUGCAGACCUUCGAAGACGUUCCAAGCGCCCCGCCGCAGAACGUGGCUUGCGCCGCGCUGACCGGCCAGAACAUCCAGGUGACCUGGAAACCGCCGCCUUCCGACAAAGUUCACGGGGUCGUGCAGGGCUACAAGUUGCUGUACGAGGCCGGCAGCGCUGUCCUGGAGCAGCAGGCCGGCAGAGAGACGAAGAUCAGCCAUGCGUUGAGCACGGUCCUGCACGGGCUCAGCCCGUACACCAAUUACACGGUGCAGGUGCUCGCCUACACCAGGGCCGGCGAGGGUGUCACCAGCAGCCCGGUGUCCUGCACCACCGAAGAAACUGUUCCGGACGCGCCGGAGCGUGUGAAAGCGGUGACCAGUAACGAGGACGCGGUGGUGAUAUCCUGGCUGCCGCCUCGGCGGCCGAACGGCGUGCUCACCCAGUACACCGUGUACAUCCGCGUGCUGGACCAGGGCCAGGAGGUGAAGAUCACCAAGAGUAUGCUGCCCGCGCAGAGCCUGCACCACGAGGCGACCGGCCUGAAGCUGCGCGAGUCCUACGAAGCCUGGGUUACGGCCUCGACGAAAGUGGGGCAAGGACCGAGCACCCCGGUCAUCAAACUCCAGCUGAGCAACACCGUUCCAGCAGCUAUAAUAUCGUUCGGAGUGGCACUCGUGGUGCCGUGGAGGGUGGACGUCAAUAUGGCCUGCCUGGCCGUUGGUAAUCCGCGGCCGACGGUCGAGUGGCGACGCGGGGACGUCAAGCUGCAGAAAUCCGACGUCGGAGUGGACAACGCGCUGACGCUGAGGAACGUGCAGAGAACCCACGAAGGGAACUAUGUCUGCCACGUGAAGAAUCCGCUGGGGUCGGACGAGAUCGUGUACACUUUGCAGGUUCAAGUGCCGCCGACACCGCCGACUUUGCUGGCGACGGGCACGACGACCGACGCCGUCCAGCUGCAGUGGAAGCAAGGCGACAAUGGGGGCGCCCCGAUAAAGGGAUUCCUGCUCGCUUAUCGCCGCGAGUUCUCCGAGUGGGAGGAGGUGAUGCUGGACCGCAAAGCGAGCACUCAUCUGCUGGAGGGGCUGCAGUGCGGCACCAGGUACCAGUUCACUUUGGCCGCCUUCAACCGGAUCGGCAGCGGGAGCGCCAGCAAGAUCGAGAUCGCCAAGACGAACGGGACCAAACCGGUCUCGCCGCCGAAGCAUCAGCUCGUCAGGGUCAACCAGACUUUCGUCACUUUGGAGCUGACCUCCUGGCAGGACGGCGGCUGUCCGUUGUUGUACUUCGUCGUCGAGUACAGGAGGCUUCCUGGAGACUGGUUGCUAGUGUCGAACAACGUCCCGCCGCAGUCAAGAUUUCCGAUCGUCGACCUGGAAAGCGGCACCAACUACGAGCUCCGCGUGACGGCUUACAACAACGCCGGGUCCACGCAGGCCGAGUACCUGUUCACCACGCUGUCCCCGAACACCGGUAAUCGAAUGCAUAACGAUCCGCCGCCGGAAACCGAAGAGUCGUCCCUGUUUUUCGACGCGCACGUGCUAGCGCCGAGCGUGAUCUCGCUUCUGGCUGUAUUCCUGGCAGUGGCUGGCAUCUGCUUUUGUCUCAAAACACACGCAGAACGAGCCGGCCGAGCGAACGAUCCGAACUCGCAAACGCAGGCCGCUCUAGAGAACAAACACAACAUGGAACAAAGGGAACAGUACUAUGCGACCGUGAGGAAGCCCGGCCAGCAAUCGCCCUGUCGCGAGGUGAGCGCGCUGGAAAGAAUUCCCGAAUAUUCCGAAGACAUUUAUCCGUACGCCACCUUCAAUCUGUCCGAGCAGGAAAAUCUCUCGGCGAAUCCGAUACGACCGGCGUUCUACUACGAACGCAGCGAAACGAUGCUGCAAGGCAAUCAGUGCGAUAUGGACCAGUACACGAAGGUGCGCGGCAGAGCGCGUCGCAAGCUGAAGUCCUUCAAGUCGGAAUCGGAGGAGUACGACACCCUUGGCUCCGACACCGAGACGGACGUCGGCAACAGCAGCCGCACCGAGUCCUCGAACCACCAGGACGAUUCCCGGCCAGCCUCGAAGAACUCGAUCGGGCAGAGGAAGCAGCUACUAGCCCUGGUCCCGAAGCAGGUUCAUCAUAAUGUGAUGUACCACACGAACGAAUCGAGUACAUCAACCGAACCGUCACCAAUUUCUGAGAGGAAGACUUUCCCGAGGCUCGAGAAGCAAAGGAAUCAUGGAGCAACGCCCGACAUCGGGAUAGAUGGUCGCGUGCCGGGCAUCUUGCGGCCCGUGAUGAAGCUCUCGGAAUCCGGGAUGCACUGUUACUCAAGGGGAGCGUCGCCGAGCCGACCGGCGAGGCCUGGCUCCUGCGACAGGUUGGUCAAAGAGCCGAGCCCGAGGAAAUCCGUGGAGUCGUUGUGCCUGCUGGAGGAGCCCGGGUCGUUCAGGCUGGCAAGACGGGAAGAGGACUGGGGCAGCGAGCUGUCUACGUUGGAACUGAAGCCGCCGACAGGUUUCACGGACGCGCACGAGACCAGCGAGGCCGAGUGCGACAUCGACAUGAAGCUGAAGCUCCACAGGAAGAGGACGGGUUUUCCUUCUAACUCGCUCUCGAAAUCGCCUAAAGACUUCACUAUCACUGUCUAAGUGUUAAUCAAAUAUCGAGACGCAAAUGAAACCGAAAAGAAGAAAACGAUGACGAUGAAGAAGAAGAAGAAGAAGAAGAUGGAGGAGG